GCCAGGAUGGACGCAGCUCCUCUAAACCAGACAAACAUGAGUGCACCUGCUUCCUGCGGUGUAGAGUCCUCGGUGGAGAAACUCAUGUAUCCAACUGUCUAUUCUCUUUUCUUUAUCGUUGGCUUUCCGGCUAACUGCCUGUCUCUGUAUGUAGCCUGGAUUCUGAUGAAGAAAGGGAACAAUAUGGCGGUCUACCUCGUCAACCUGUCCAUCUCUGACCUGCUCUACACGAUCACUCUGCCCGUGUGGAUUGAGCUGGCUCUGAAGAGGCCCCUGGGUAGCCUCUGCAGUUUGGUGGCUGUGAUCAUGCACAACAGCUUCUACGUCGGCUCAGGCCUCCUUUGCUGCAUCUCCGUUGAUCGCUAUCUUGCAUUGGUCUACCCUCUCCGCUUUCACCGCGUCCGAGAGGUGCGGACAGCAGCACUUGUGAGUAUUGCUGUUUGGGCUUUGGAGAUUGCCAUCCACAUCAUCUUGCUUGACCACACGGGGGCGCUGCAAGCUUUCUCCUCAAGAAACCUGUGUGAGGAGCAGAUCCCCAUGACACAAGAAGUUGCAGACCUCACCCUCACACGAGUCACCCUGGGGUUUUUGGUCCCGACUUUCAUCAUGACCUUCUGUUUUCAGCAGAUCAUGCAGUCACUCCGACGGAGCACCUCCAUCCUGACAGAGGAGCGCAGGAAAGUGGGACUGCUUUUGUUUUUCCUUCUGCUCACCUACAUUGUGGCGUUUUUGCCCUACCAGAUUGUCAUGCUGCUCAGGGCCAUACUGGAGCCCGGGACCUGCGUCUGGGCCGCAAGGCUCAGAGAUCCUUACCUGGUCACAGUUGCCACGACCACCAUAAACAGUACCCUGGAUCCUAUAAUAUACUGUUUAAUCAGUGAGAGUGCUCAGAGAGAGAUUGGGAAUGCUGUAGAGAAAUGUUGGGGAGUUUUUGUUAAGAAGAAAGGGACAAAGAAUAAUGGAAUUGAGUCAGUUUCUUAACAAUAGAAUUACCUAUUUGUUUAUAUUUUCAUCCUUAAUUUGCAAUGUGAUUGUGUAUUUUAAGAGGUAAUAUCAAAUCUAAGCAUUCAUAUACUGAUGCCUUUUUACUGAUAAUGUUAUGCGGAUGCAAUGUGAUGUUAUAUUGAUUAUGUCCACACACUUCUGAACCAAAUCUACACCACUGUGUUGAUGGUUUAUUGGUCAAACUAUAUCUUUUAUUACACUAAUGUACAAUGGUCGACUCUGGAAAAGACUGAUCUGAUAGUUUAUUAUUUAAUUUAAAUAGCAGACGUUUAAAACAGCCUUCUCUGGGUUGUGGGGUUUUUUUUUUGUUUGGUUUUUUUGCAUUAUUCCAUUAAUUAAAGAUUAGGUUCAGAAGUCUUUCUGAACACAGUCCUUACAUGCCCAUAGGUACACAGAUCUCAUGCAAGAAAUGAUAUAUGAGCAGAUUUUCUCUGUUUGUUCUUAUUUUUGUUAGUGCCCAUUGACUUCUGGAAUUCACCUGCGUUUUCUUAAUUUUCCUUUUCUCUUAGGUAAGAGAAAAUUUUAUGAGUGGUUGAGAGCACUCUUACCAAAAUAAGAGAUAAACAUCUGCUUUCACCGUCCACAAAUUGUUGUCCAACGCAAGGGAAAAAUACGUUUUAUGUUCGAGGAACAUUUAGAAAAUGUAUGAAUAUAAUAUAAUCAAUUUUAAAUCAUGAAUUAAAAUAAUCCAAGGCUAAAAAAUACUACUAUGUCUUUGUCCACUGAUCCUAAUUACUCAAAUUUCAGUUACUGUGGUGUCCCUCUGCUGACCAGUGCUUUUACUUUUAAUUGACCAUUGUACAUUAGUAUUUUAAUUUCUUGCCACUACUUCUACUCCAUUACACUUCAGAGGGAAAAUACUGUACCUUUAUUCCAUUACAAGUGUUUAUUAUUAAGUUACUAAAUAGAUUACAAAUUAAGAUUUUUUCAAACGAACCUCAUGAAAACACACAAGUGCAGCUGAAACUAUAAGUUGAUUAUUAGGAAAUUAAUUGAUAACUAUCUUCAUAAUCAUUUAAGUCAGUGGUUCCCAACUGGUCCAGCCAUGGGGUCCAGAUUUCUCCUUAGUCAUUAGUUCAAGGUCCACACAGUCUAAUUUAUUCAGCGUCAUACUUAGAUUUGACCAGUGUUGGGUAAGGGUUACUUUAAAAGUAAUCAAAGUAUGUUACUGUGCUACUUUCUAAAAAGUAACCAGUUACUUUACUGCAUUACUCCCUGAGUAAAGUAACUCAAUUACUUUAAAAGUACUUCCAACGUUACUCCCUGAGAAAAGUAACUCAAGCACUUUUAAAGUACUUUUGAGUAUUCUACAUUUCCUAUUGGGAAAUGGACCACAGGGUGCUAAGCCUACAUUUUUUGCCUCCAAAAUUAAAGUUAUGGACCACUUGCCCUUCACUGAGAUCCAAUUCUCCCAUCGCAGCCGUCACUUUGACCAGUAGAAACACAGAACGAUCUGCUGCCAUAGACAACUGUAUGACAACAACACCCCAGCAUUUUUAAUAUUUCCUCUAGGGAUGUUACCACACAGAGUAAAAGGGGGAAAUGAUGGUGUGAAACAGCAGAGGCACUUUGUCAACCCACUGAGUUAACGUUACUGUCAUUAGCACCAAGCUAGCAAACAAUGGUACAUCCUCACGGUCGGACAUAAAGUAAUAGGCUAACAUUAACAAAUAGCGGCGGGGCUUUUACUCACCACAACUGCAGAGGCUCCCAGCUUCAUUUGAAACAAACUACAUUAUAGACGGUCGUUAUUUAUUAAUCCCUCUGUGUGUUUAUAUAUUUAGUCUACUUUUUAUCCGCUCAGUUGUCUUUGUAAAGUUAACAUAUCGCACCGUCAUUUCAAACUCAACACUUGUUUCAAAUUAAAAGCCCCUUAUAUCCUCGGCUAGAGAAUCCCUCCAUUUUCUAAAUAGGCUUUUAUUCUGAAACAUUUGUCAGAACUUCCUGUGGAAGAUACAGUAGCUUGACAGUUUACGUAUGGCGCUUCAAAUGUAGCUCCUGCCAUCUGCUGACGCUUUUAGGUGACUACAACAACACGUCGGCUGGCACACGAACAGACACAGUGAGGCAUAAUGCAAGUCCUGAGUCUGAAAUAUGUCUGUCAGCGCAUCCUACUCCACCUAUUAGACUCCACCGUACACAACGGCAGCAUUUCUCGGACCACGUAGCGAGCCACAAGCUCCGUGGCUUCUUUCACACUGAUAGGUUUAGCGUUAUCUCCGUUAUUAGAACCAAACGACAGCCGUUGCUGUUUCGGAGCUGAAGGACCAGCGUUCUAAAAUUAACAGAAGUAACUCAUGUCUUGUUUGAAAAUGUACUUAAGUAUUUGAUUACUCAAACAGCAAACUAACGCAUUAGGUUACUCGUUACUGCAAAAAGUAAUCAAAGUACUCUAACGCGUUAUACCCAACUCUGGAUUUGACAGCGUCGUCGAGCUAGUUUGCUGUCUUUGUUACGUAGCUUUCCGUUGGUCACUCAGUCUACAGCAGGAAACAGCACUUCCAAAUAAAUUCUCUGUGCCUGAAAUUCACUGUACUUAAAAAUAAAGUGUGUUUUUACAAACUUGACAUGUUUGGGAGUGACUUGUGGCCCAUUCAGAAUGGACCCGUGACCCAUUCAGA
Epinephelus fuscoguttatus (brown-marbled grouper) is the source of this 3626-nucleotide messenger RNA. RefSeq names its product G-protein coupled receptor 4-like. Gene Ontology annotation, molecular function: G protein-coupled receptor activity. Gene Ontology annotation, biological process: G protein-coupled receptor signaling pathway. Gene Ontology annotation, cellular component: membrane. The coding region runs from base 7 to 981 and encodes 324 amino acids. The transcript has a single exon. The record is from RefSeq and is a predicted model, not a curated record. Lineage: Eukaryota; Metazoa; Chordata; Actinopteri; Perciformes; Serranidae.